Molecule: messenger RNA, 1541 nt
Organism: Porites evermanni
Lineage: Eukaryota; Metazoa; Cnidaria; Anthozoa; Scleractinia; Poritidae
Source: the annotation of a GenBank genome assembly
AUGGACUUGGUUUGGAAUGAAACAAACAUCAGUAGUGGGAAUCAUUCGCCAAAUUUAGGCGAAAGAUCUGCUGAUCACAUCAUCAGAUCAAUAUGGCUUUCCGUUGUGUUUGCAUUUGGAACAGUGGGAAAUGUUCUUUUAUUUUCGGUGAUUUUACGAAAAGGGAGAAUCACCAAUGUCACUAAUUUAUUCAACCUGAACCUGGCGAUCGCUGAUUUGGUCCGGAUUUUUCUAUUUAUACCCGUUUAUCUGUUUUAUUCUGCAUAUGAUUCAUGGCCUGUAGAAUUGGGUUUGGCAGGCUGUAAAAGUGUAUUUCUCAUUCUGCAGAACAGCCUUACAGUGUCGAUUUUGACGUUGCUGUUUAUGAGCAUCGAAAGAUUCCGGGCUGUUGUGCAUCCUUUGAGGAAACAAGUAAGUAAACUAUAAAAAGGCCCAGUUUAACACUUUAUUAUAAUUCAUGAUCAGGGGUAUUGCGCAAAUCGCGUAUUUGAUUAUGAUUAUAGUGCGUUAUAAAGUUUUACAUUUUAUCAAAUAUUAAUGAAAUCAAUAUUAUGGGGGGGCAUUGACAAAACUUUAAGUUGUACCUUAUUCGGAACUGCUCGUCAUAUUUUCGGUAGAAAAAUUUACUCGAAACAAUGUGGUUCAAGCGUGUGCUUCCUUCCUUCCUUCUUUCUUUCUUUUUUGUAAGCAUCUAAAAGCCAUAGCGUGUUCACAAAUGUUUGGGAGAAGUCGAAAAUCCCGUUGUUAAAUUAGUUCGCACUAGAAUGGGGUUGCACAGUUUAGUAUAGUUUAAGUUUCCAAAGGUGAUAGAAUGGAUGAUUUUUACAAAUUAAUUCGUUUUAAGUAAUAAUUGAAUUUCUUUCUUGCAGAUGUCAAUUCGUGUGGCUAGGUGCUUGGUAGUACUCUCGUGGUUUCUCGGAUUCAUUGCCAGUGUUUGGUAUUCAAUCGCAGUCACGCUUGUCACGAACGAUGACGGCCACGCCCAUUGUCAACCUGGCUCAAAAGGGACCUUUGUAACAACUGGUCUUCUUCUAUUGAUCACAGGUACACAAUGGCUUCCUGGGGCUGCAUUCACAAUAACUUACAUGAGGAUUAUCUUAAAGCUUCGACGAGAUGCGGUUAUAAAACCAUCUGAUGUUUCCCAAAGCUCUCAAAACCGUCAUCGUAGAAACUUGAGAGCUGCACGCAUCCUUGUCAUCGAGGUUCUUUUCUUUCUUGGUUGUUUGUAUCCUUUUUACCACUACAGCCUUGCAACGGCCAUGGGAGACGGCGAAUCCCCGGGACUUUUGUCUCUUGAUGGUACCGUUAUCUUUUGUAUGAUGAUAACUUUUUCGUUGACGAACCCAUUCUGUCAUAUUCUAUUAAACAGCGAGUUUAGAGAAGAUGUUAGACGGAUUUUUCAGCAGAUAAAAAGUGGACUGGGAAACAGAUCAAUUCGCAAUUGGUCAGAGAUUAACCUUCCCGGAUGGCACGUACAUCGUGACAAGGAAACGAGCGGACAAAAUGAGGAAAGACAUAAUACUAACGGCUCAGGAAAAUAA